AUCAAAUGAGCUCAACUUUCGUUUUCGUUUCGAAGGGCGAACUUAAUUUAGGUUGAACCUCUGCGUUUUAGAUCUGUUGGCCUGUAAACCUUUGUAAACUUACUUAUAUUAAUGAGGUAGGCCAGUAUUAUUACAAUCUUGUGAUUUAAAAUCAUCUUGGAAGCUCGAGCACCAGCAGAAUAAAAGUCUGAUGUUCUUUUCCGUUUGCAAGGUGGAGGACGUGAUUAAACUGCUCGUACGACUUUGCACAUGUUGACAGUUAAAAGGGAAGUUUUGUUCCCGUAAGACAUAAUCUGUGUCGAAGAUGGAAACAGGAGCUAAGAUGCACAUGAAAGAGUGGCUGAUAGCUCAGAUAGAGAGUGGGAAAUAUGAAGGACUGUGCUGGGAAGAUGAGGAGAAGACUAUGUUCAGGAUCCCGUGGAAACACGCAGCCAAGAAGGACUACAAACAGACGGAGGAUGCAGCCCUCUUUAAGGCCUGGGCUGUAUACAAGGGAAAGUACAGGGAAGGGAGAGAUAAAGCAGACCCCACCAUGUGGAAGACUCGUCUCCGUUGUGCACUUAACAAGAGCACAGACUUCCAGGAGGUGCCUGAACGCAACCAGCUUGACAUCACUGAGCCUUAUAAAGUCUACCUUAUCCAACAGAACAAUGGGCCAGCCAGGACAACAGAGCCUCCCCAGAUUAAAGACCAAGUGAUCAUCCAGGCUAAGAGAUCUCCAAGAACCCCUGGUGUUAAAGAAAAACAGAUUCAUCUUCACGAUGAAUCAUUUCAAGCAAGUAAAGAAGAAGGAAAACCAUUGACUGAGAAUGUGAUGAGGGAGCACAUGUAUUGUGAGCUCACAGGACAAAAACCUAAAAACCAGGGCCCUACUUCUUUAACUUUCAUCAACCCUGCACUUACUAUAUCAGAUUUUCGUUUGCAGGUGGUGUUGUUGUACCACGGCCAGAGGGUGAUGAAUGUGACCACCAGGAGCCCAGAUGGGUGCUUCAUCAUGCAGGGCUGCAUCCCUUUGGGAAAUGAACGCAUCUACGGACCCUUCAAUGCCCAGCAGCUCUCCUUCCCACCUCCAGCCUCCGUAUCCCUGCCAUCAUGCUUGGCUGAAGCAAUGAACCGCCUUCUUUGUCAUUUGGAGAGGGGUGUGCUAUUAUGGGUGGCCCCAGAUGGGGUGUUCAUCAAGCGGUUCUGCCAGGGCAGGGUGUACUGGACCGGCCCUAUGGCCCAACACACUGAUCGACCCAACAAACUGGAGCGAGAAAAGACCUUCAAAUUGCUUGAUAUACCCACAUUUAUGAAUGAGCUCCAGAGCUGUUUACAAGGCAUAGGCCCUACACCUUCUUAUGAGAUUGAGCUAUGCUUUGGAGAAGAGUAUCCAGACCCCAGUAUACCUAAAACCAAGAAGCUGAUCAUGGCACAGGUGGUGCCCUUGUUUGCAGUGGAACUCCUGCAGAGGUUCAACUUGGGAGAAACUGAGGAGAGGCACAACACAGAAGGAGAAAAGAUGUAGGAAAACAAAGGAAGCUAACCUGCGGCAGGAUAGCCAUGUACAGUAAAAAAGGGGAUUACUGAACCUUUACUGUUUUCCUGUUAUUAUCAUGAAAGACAUUCUAAGAGCAGAGCAAAAAUACAGAGUACUAUCAUUGGAGGUGUAUAUAUGAUGGAGAAACAAUGCAGCCAGUCCCCUGUAGAACUGUUUGCAAUAAUAAUAAUAAAGCAAAAAUAAUUUCCUUUAUUUUUUUAACAUAAGAUGAUUUUUUUUUCAUCCACCAUGCAGCUAGACUGGCAAGACUUAUCAGUUGCUGUUAAAGCAAACAUCUUGCUUUGUCCAAUAAAACAUACUGAUGAAAUA
Scatophagus argus is the source of this 1849-nucleotide messenger RNA. It is a transcript of the gene irf10, whose product is annotated as interferon regulatory factor 10. Gene Ontology annotation, biological process: regulation of transcription by RNA polymerase II; immune system process. The transcript is spliced from 8 exons. Gene Ontology annotation, molecular function: DNA-binding transcription factor activity, RNA polymerase II-specific; RNA polymerase II cis-regulatory region sequence-specific DNA binding; protein binding. NCBI's taxonomy places the organism in Eukaryota, Metazoa, Chordata, Actinopteri, Scatophagidae. The record is from RefSeq and is a predicted model, not a curated record. Bases 305 to 1507 code for a protein of 400 amino acids. Gene Ontology annotation, cellular component: nucleus.